CAGUUAACAUCCCUCAGCUGACAGUUUCUGGCUGUGUUGCUUGUGGUAAAAAGGGGGAAGACCCCCCCCUUGGCAGCUCUAAAGUACACAGUGUGGGUCCCCUCCCGUGUGAUGUCCCUAGAACUGGAAGUUUGAACCUUUGACCACCUUUGUGAUUGCUGCGUCCUCACCUCCCCUGGAAGCCCACUUCCCGGUGCGGUCCCACCGGGUCAGGGCUUCAAUGCAGGAGCCUGGGGGAUGCAGUUCAGGCCAUCGCAGCUGGUAGGGAAGAGAUCAGGUGGCUUCUGGGUAGGCUUCCUGAGGUGUCUGCUGUGGGAUGUAGGGUUUGGUGUGUGCCUGGGGCAGACCGGUCCUAAGGUGAUGGCGUGAUGGUAGCUCAUAUUUCUGAGCAUCUGCUCUGUGCCCAUUUUCUGUUCUCAACCCCAAAUGAAUCCGCGGGAGGUGCCCACAGUCACCGCCAGGGACGGCCAGGCAGGAUCCAUGCCCAGCCCAUCCAGGAGGGGAGUGUAGUCACCCCCAGUGCCUGUCAUGUCCUGCACCUUCUCAGGCAGCCCUCCCCUAGGACCCUCAGGGCUGGCAGGUGGCGUCUGACAGGGUGCCGCUGUGCCCUGGGCUCCCCGGCCCCCAUGGAGGUCCUGUGCCCCCAGCCUGUGAAGCAGGAGGGCCUGGCCGCUGAGGGCCUGACCCUGGACUCGCCAUGGCACCGCUUUCGGCACUUCCACCUGGGUGAUGCGCCGGGACCCCGCGAGGCACUGGGCCGGCUGCGUGCCCUGUGCCGGGACUGGCUGCGGCCCGAGGUGCACACCAAGGAGCAGAUGCUGGAGCUGCUGGUGCUGGAGCAGUUCCUGGGCGCGCUGCCCCCUGACACCCAGGCCUGGGUGUGCAGCCGGCGGCCCCAGAGCGGGGAGGAGGCCGUGGCCCUGCUGGAGGAGCUCUGGGGAUCGGCAAUGAGGGUGCCUCGUGAUGGGGCAGAAGGUCCUGGGGUCGGCGCUGGAGAGGAGGGCGAAGGGUUGAUGCCCAUAGGAGAUGCGGCCCCCGGGGCUGAGGUGCCGGCCGCAGCGGACCAGGCCGCGCGCCCCUACAAGCAGGAGCCCGGCAGCCCCCCGCCCGCGCCGUCCGCCUUCCUGGCGGCCCCGGGCGCCGCGUCCUGCCCCGAGUGCGGCCAGGCCGCCCUGAAGCCGGCGCACCCGCUGCGCCACCGGCAGAGCCACUCGGGCGAGAAGCCGCACGCCUGCCCCGAGUGCGGCAAGGCCUUCCGGCGCAAGGAGCACCUGCGGCGCCACCGCGGCACGCACCCCGGGGGCCUCGGGCCGGCCCUGCGCCCGCUGCCCGCCCGCGAGAAGCCGCACGCCUGCUGCGAGUGCGGCAAGACCUUCUACUGGCGCGAGCACCUGGUGCGCCACCGCAAGACACACUCGGGCGCGCGGCCCUUCGCCUGCUGGCAGUGCGGCAAGGGCUUUGGGCGCCGCGAGCACGUGCUGCGCCACCAGCGCACCCACGGCCGGGCGGCGGGCGGCACAGGCGGCGCGGCCUCGGGCACGGCGGGCGGCAGCCCCUUCCCACCCUGGCCGCUGGGGUAGCCGCGCGCCCCGGGCGCCCCCGCCCGCCCGCCCUGCGCCGCCUCGCGCCGCCUCGCGGCUCUGUCCCCCAGACCCACCACCCACCUUCGGGCCCUGCCCUUGUCUGAACUUGCUGAAGCUGUUUGGCUCCCACCUGUGACCCCCCAGUGCCUGCCCUGCCCCCCACCCGCCUCUUUCUCCUCACAGAGGCGGGCGGGGGUGUCGCCAGGCCGGCUGGAGCUCGGAAGAGGCGCCGGCAGGAGCUGCAGGCACCCCCGCUCCUGAGGAGACUGAAGGAAGGGGACUGGAUCUUGCCCCUAGGAGACCUGGACGGACUGGGGGUGGGCAGGUUGACAGUCCUGACAGGGUGGACUCGGGGACCUGGCACCGGGCUCCUUGGCCUCGCAUCUCUCUGCGACCCGGGAAGGCAUGAGAUGGCCAGAGAUGCCUGUUUGUGGGAAGCGGAGUGGAGACAAUUCACCAGCAUCUGGAGAGUAAUAAAGUCACUGAUGAGGUGUGCGGA
This is a messenger RNA of Manis javanica (Malayan pangolin), 2082 nucleotides long. RefSeq names its product zinc finger protein 444 (gene ZNF444). NCBI's taxonomy places the organism in Eukaryota, Metazoa, Chordata, Mammalia, Pholidota, Manidae. The record is from RefSeq and is a predicted model, not a curated record.